This is a messenger RNA of Coffea eugenioides, 559 nucleotides long. RefSeq lists its product as uncharacterized. The record is from RefSeq and is a predicted model, not a curated record. Bases 96 to 338 code for a protein of 80 amino acids. The transcript is spliced from 4 exons. NCBI's taxonomy places the organism in Eukaryota, Viridiplantae, Streptophyta, Magnoliopsida, Gentianales, Rubiaceae.
UUGAGUGUCAGGGUUUAGGGUUUAGGCCUCUCAGCAUUCACCGCCACCGCCAGAUAAAAUUGAUUAGCUGUUUGUUUUUCCAUAGUACAUUAAUAAUGUCGAAGAAGAACAAUUUAGCUCUUAGAAGAAGGCAGCACGAAUUCGACCUCCAAAGAGAAAAAGCGGAGAAAGAAAAGAAGGUGAAGAAGCUCCAAGCCAAGAAAAACAAGAUGAAAGUGGAUGGUAGCAACAAAAAGAAGGGAGGCAGUGGAUUUCAAGUUGGCAAAAAGAAGGUGAAAACAAAAUUGACACCAUUGGCAAAAGCUAAAGCCGCUCAAGCAAUGGAGGUGGAUAAAUGAGUUGUUUAGUGGAAUAUUCCAGAGUGUAUCAGUUACCAAUGAGCUGGUCCGGAUGAGCACCGCAUGGGGCUUCGGGAGAAAGAUGGCGGGCCAGAGUGGAGGGUGGAGGAGCUUUUCCGAAGGAAGAAUGCAGUAACGGCGGGGAAUUUUGUUAAACUUGACUUUGUUUACUCAUGUGAAAAUUAACUUGGAGAAAAAAAAUGCAAUAGUUAUGUAAAAUA